GCAGCGAUUGGCUACCGUAGUGUACAUACAGUGAACUAUGUACCUUAGCCCAACGGGCAGCCAGGGACAAGUGCUGAGUUUCUUUUAUCCCAUCACUUAGCUGCCUGAUCCGGCAUCCGCAACGCCCAGCUGCUGCCAACACGACCGCCAUUGCUGCUCCUGCUGUCCAACAUCACCACACCAAGUCCCGUGUUUGCCCGUGACAGACAUCGCGGAGGUGUCGAAAUGCGCAGAUGCGUGCUGGUUUCCGGCAUCUGCUCGCGGCGCGCCGGGAGCGACGUCGACGGCGCUGCUGAGACCAGCGGGGCCAUCAACGAGAAACCUGUUCGGAACCGGCGGGACUGGUCUGCCAUCGCCUCGACCGUUCUGAGGCUCCUCCAAUUCGCCUACUUUGUCUUUGCCUACCACUCGCUGCAAGCCUUCCAGAGAUCGAGCUACUUCCACGAGGAUGGGCCGUGGCCGCGCUCACCGGGCGAGAUGCACUCCGCGAGGCGGAUGAUGCGUUGGGCGCGCAUGCAGGCUUCUGUGAUCUUAAUCUACCACGCUUUCGCUCUCGCAGUCCCGUGCCUGCUCCGGCUGUUGCGGCCCGCCAGAUGGCCGUUCCGGGGCUUGGCGACCCUGUUCGGCGACGGCUGUGCCAUGGUGGCCUUACUCAACAUCAUGGUCCAGCUCGACGGUGCCCACGAACACUACUGCCAUAGGCCUCCUCCACGUGAUGAUUCGAUUACACAUGCCAUGCUUAGCUUCGGGAAAGAACCUCCCUUCCCUCACGGCAUGGCCAGACACAGGGCCGUCUGUCACUCACUGGAUGUGGUAUUUGGCCUUGGCGGGCUCGUCAUUCUCUCAUCCAUGCUGACGGCCGUUAUCACGGCCUGGCGUGCGAGGCGGCCAUCGCCUUCGGUAUUCGCGAAGGUCGAACAGGCUUCUGACGUGGAGCGAGGGACGGCGCGGCGUGCUGCUGUUGAUGACCCCAGUCCGCAAGCGACCCCUCAGAGGCGACACUCGCCGCCGCCCCCUUACCACUACCCUUUCGCCCCUGAGCUGGCUCGGGGGCAUCUGGGCUGUGUGGCCGACGAAGUUGCAGCAGCCCCAAACCCGGGAAGCCGGGCGUCAAUGGAGACGGUCUCGUCUGUUGGCCUCGCUAAUUACUUGGUGUCGGACGGAUGGCGGGCACCAGAAGAGCCGCCAGUGUACUCGAGCAGGCCGCCGAGCGUACAUCAUGCGCUGCCAUGAUGACGCCCGGCAAGCACGAGGCUGCUUCUGUUUACUCCUACCCUUUUAUGAUGUGUAAUGACACCUAAUA
Molecule: messenger RNA, 1303 nt
Organism: Thermothielavioides terrestris NRRL 8126
Lineage: Eukaryota; Fungi; Ascomycota; Sordariomycetes; Sordariales; Chaetomiaceae
Exons: 4
Coding region: 226-1233 (335 amino acids)
Source: RefSeq, a predicted model, not a curated record